This is a messenger RNA of Ogataea haglerorum, 732 nucleotides long. RefSeq lists its product as uncharacterized. Bases 1 to 732 code for a protein of 243 amino acids. NCBI's taxonomy places the organism in Eukaryota, Fungi, Ascomycota, Pichiomycetes, Pichiales, Pichiaceae. The transcript has a single exon. The record is from RefSeq and is a predicted model, not a curated record.
AUGUCCUUUUUGAACAACACGGUAGAGCUUUUGUUCAUAGACGGCACGCGGGUCGAUCUACUUCUGGACAACAACUUUGUGGCCUCUUGUGGACUUGGAGGCGAACCGCAGGCCCUCCGGGUCGGUGAUCUCAGAGCUUAUCUUUUCAGGAACUGGACCCUUCUAUCGAAUUCUGGCAUCAGGAAAGGCCUAGAAGCCGACAACGCUAUCCAGCCCCCCACUAUAGAAGAACAAAUCCAGCUAUUGCAUCUAGGCAGUCGAUUAGACCCAAACGAGUAUCUGGAGGCUCUCAAGUUGGAUCUUUCGCCGAUAAUGCAUCUCCUUGUGAAGCCGAAGGACCAGCUGUCGUCUUCAUCAAAGGAGCGCAAGCUGGAACUGAAAAUAGGCCCCAACGCACGGAACGGCCAACGCAGCAGCAAGAAACGUGGACCGCACUCAAACACUCCUGUUCCUGCAUUCGUGCGCCACGCAAGACCCUCCAUCACCAGGACGGCCACGGAGGACGGCCCCGAGACGGCUGGCACGCCACGCGCCUCCGACGCAGCCAAUAGCGGUGCCCAAGAACUAUCUGACUUGUCGAAAACACACACAAACACCAACCCUGCGGAGGACAUCGCUGCCAAACCAAACACCCUCACACAGACUGACGCUCGCCACGCAGCCCACCGCACCUCUCUCCCUCCAGCCUCCGCGGCCGAGACUUCGAAAUCCGGUUGCUGUCUAAUUGUGUAG